Messenger RNA from Volvox carteri f. nagariensis, 4845 nucleotides. RefSeq lists its product as uncharacterized. Gene Ontology annotation, molecular function: transcription coregulator activity. Bases 1 to 4845 code for a protein of 1614 amino acids. NCBI's taxonomy places the organism in Eukaryota, Viridiplantae, Chlorophyta, Chlorophyceae, Chlamydomonadales, Volvocaceae. The record is from RefSeq and is a predicted model, not a curated record. Gene Ontology annotation, biological process: regulation of transcription by RNA polymerase II. Gene Ontology annotation, cellular component: nucleus; SWI/SNF complex. The transcript has 9 exons.
AUGCAUGCCACGUGCGGCGCCAUCAAUACGCACGCAGAACUGCCCCUGCACUUCGAUCCAGUUGGCCGGAGAACGCCAAGCCGCUUCUCCUCUGGUGUCAAUGCGGCUCGCAGCUCGACGCACGCAAAGGGCGUAGACACAUCCCAUCUGGACGACUGGCUCAUGCAGCAACAGCAACUUACUGGGGAUCAGGUGGAACAACGGGACGAAGAUUACGAACUAACGACCAGCACCGUCACAGCUGCGUGCCGUUCGUCAUGCGGCGGCGACCGCGAUGAUGUAUCUUCCUCAUCGCCGCGACCUUCCGUAGCGGCGCUAACAGCAGCUAUGGCAGCAGCGGGCACCUUGCCGCUCGAUCCGUGGGUCAAGCCCGUGUCUUCUAAGAAAUCUCGGUCCGGUCCAAGGCGCUCGUUUUCGCCGGUUCAGGGGCCAGUCGGCGCCAACGGAACAACGCCGCGCCGUGGCGGGAGGAUCGGGACCACGCCGAGGAGUCGAACCCUCAGCUGUGGCAGGUCUGGGGCGGCAUUGGCAGGGACGGCAUUCUCAUCGCCCACCCCAACUGCUGCCGCCCGGGCCGCCGCUCCUGACGCCCCGCUUCUAGUUGGCUCUUGUCCCCGCCGGCGGCUAGAUAGCUCCCGUCGCCGGAGGGUGUCGGCGGCCACGGCGGCACGCGGGAUAGAUGCCUGUGGAGCUGGGAUGCCUAGGGCCCGCAGCGCCAGUGGCCAGCGGCGAAACCUCUUAGAGGAGCUGAAGCAACACUCGCAACCGCAACACCUGGUGAGCGCAACAGCGACUUCCCCGGAGCCGAAGCCGGAACACCAGCAGACGUCGCCUAGCCGGCCGGCACAUGCGACAACGUCUGCCUCACACUCUCCUGCCGCUGGAAGCCCUAGACCUUGGGCGGGGCUGAGUCCUGAAGCAGAACAACUCCCCGUGCGCAGCUUCUUCGGCUUGCGUUCCCAUGGUCACUUCGGCAUCCGGUGCCAAGAUGCUCUGGGAGCAGGAACGUGGAGCUACUGCUGCAGCAAGCGGUACUGGCUGCAGCCCGAGGCCAGUGAUUGGGCGGCGUGGCUGGCUUCGACGCUUGCUACGGCCAACGGUGGCAGCGUUGCCGGCGUGGGCAGCUGCGGCUGCGAUUUCAGCACCGGCAGCUUCAGCGACAUGGGCAUUGUGGACGCCUCUUUGGGUGGCGUGGCUCCUUCUUCCCCUACCGCCUGCCCGACAGGCUGUUGUUUAGAGGGCAGCCUCGGCGCUGUCCCCGAAUCUGCAGUCAUGGUACACGGCGGUACCGAUAGCGGAGGUGGAAGCCUGGCCAGCAGCAGCGACAUUAGUUUAGUAAACCCCGUCUAUGUCGCCGCCGCCACCUGCACGCAACCCAAAAGGGGAAGCUGCCCCGUCCCAGCUGCAGCGGCGCCUACAGUUGCAUUCCCUUCAUUCAAAACAAGCCCGCCGCAGCUAGAAACGGCAUUCCUGGCAACUUCCCCCCUGCUACCUUUCCUUGGCGGUUGCGAGAGCACCUCUGACGCCGUUGUACGGCAGCUCGUCGCAAUCGUACAGUCCCAGGCGGCACAAAUCAAGAACCUACACAGCUGUUUGGCCGCAUCCGGAGCACCGCCGUUGCCACCGCAGCAACAACUGCAGCAGCAGCAGCAGCAAGAGGAAGGCGGGCGCAAGGUGCAGCAACUGCAGCAGCAGCAGCAGCAACCGUGCAGCGAUCCUGGCCCGGACGAGGCUUCAGCCGGGCACCGGGGACUAACUUCGGUUGGAAGCUGGAUGGGAGAGAAGUCCGGGGCUGGGCUCGGCAGCCGUGGUGGGUCCGAAACCGGGGCAGGUUGCGGCCUUGGAAAUGCAGCGGGAGGGGGCUCCCUUGGUCAGCAGCUGGUGCCGCUUCGCAGCAGCUGCAGCAACAGUGCUCACUACCAUGACAGCGUAGGGAGCUUGCGUAGCUCCCGAGGGGUGCUGGAGCUGAUGAGCAGUGCGGCGGACGGAGGUGGGGAUGCAGCUCGCAGCGGAGCUAAGGACAGAGCUGGCUUGCCGGCGUGCCCCAUGUCAAAAAGCGUUGGGCAAGGCAGCCAGGGCGGCAAGGAACGAGGCGCUGACGGGGGCCACGACUCCAAUGUGAACACCGCCGACCUGAUCAGCCUUGACGACUGGUGGAUUUUUGAAAAAAGUGGACGAGAAGAAGGCGGCAUAGCCGAUGGCGGCGGGUGUCCCAGCGCGGCGGCGACCAUAGUCGGUGCCAACCAACAUCACCAGUCGCUGCCGAAUUCACAUCAAUCCACCCAACCGCCGAGGAAACGCCCGCAUCCUGACUCGCUGCUUGACGCGCCACACCUCCCAGCGGAUGGCGGCGCAGCUGCCAUGAGCCCCUCUGCUGGGCAGCCGGAGGCACCGGCAGGGUUGCUGGACUUGGAUAUUUUGCUUGAAGCUCUCUGGGCUGCACGUGGCGAAACGGAGCCGGCAGCAGCCUUGACGCUUACGCGUCCACUGGGGAAGGCGGAGGCGAAACAGGAAAGUCUCGGUGCUAAAGCAGCAGCAGCAGCAGAAGAAGAAGAAGAAGAAGAAGAAGAAAGGUAUCCCAAAGAGCGGGACAGCGGAGGCGUCCAGGAUCGUUGGGAUCAUCGCAGCGGGACCGGAGCCGGCUCCUUGGUGCGGGUGCCACUGAAUGCAGGAAAUGAGGUGCAGACCGGCGGCUGCAACCUGCCGCAGCCGCUCUACUGCUCUACCGACCAGGAACAGAAACCUCCUCAGCCGGAAUCCCCCGGAGGCCAGCAGGUGGAUCGACAAGGUCAGCAACGCCAGGAACAGGGACAGCGGCAAUGUAAAGAACAGGGGGAAGAAGCCGAGAAAAGCGGGGGACAAAACCGACAACAGGAGCACCAGCCAGAGCAGCCUGGCGAGGAGACGAUCUGCCACCAACACCACCAACACCGGUCCUCUUUCCGGGGGGCCCCGGAGCAGCGAUGCACAAUCGUGGACCCCGUCUGCAACCAACACAUGGCGCUUGUACAGGACCACCAGCACCCCCUGCAGUCUGAUCGCGCCGGCAGCAUAGAACAGGAGCAGAGGUUGCAGCAGCUCGCGGGUCACCUGCAUCAGCUGCACCCGCAGGAUCCGGACCUGGGGCUGCUCCAGGAGCUGCGGGCUUCACCGCCGCCGCAACCGCAGGCCUCCUGGGAUUCAAUUUCUGAGGCUUCUCUUCGUCUGGAGGUAGAUGAGCUGCGAUGUCGACUGGCGCAGUUGGAGUUCGCAGCCACACAGCAGCGACAGCUGCAGACGCAGCAGCUGCUGCUCCUGCACACGAGGAGCCACGGAGGUCAACCGCCGCCGUCGUUGUCACCCCAGCAGCUGCGCGAACAGAGCCAGGAACAUCAGCAUCAGGAACGGCAGCAGCAGCAACAACUACCAGUUGAGUAUGGUGCGGCUUCACCAUCGCCGCUGGACUCCCAGCAGGUUCCCCAGCAGCCGGGGGCCGAACCUCAGCAACAGCGUCAGCAGCAGCAGCAGCAGCAACAACAAAUCCAGCAGGAGGAGCGCAGGCGGCAGUUCUCCCAGGGGCCGUCCUUCCAGGGGACGAAGGAGCAGAAGGGCGAGGAGCAGGACAGGAGGAUGGAACAGCAGCAGCAGGAGCUCCAAGGGGAUAGGUUGGACGCACUGGCCCGUGAGGUGGCGUCGAUACAGCAGCAGCUACGACAACAGGAAUACGGCAACCGGGAGGUGCUGGACCAGCUGGCCAGGGGCUUGGAACAUAUGGCCACUUGCUUGCUGUCUGUGCUGCGACCGCUACCGCCGCCACAAGUGGACGUGGCCACCGUGGCGGCUGCGGCGGGGGCGUCGGCUUGGACGAGCAACUGUAGCGACAGGUUUGGAACAGGGGCGAGCGGCAACCAGUGUUCCGCCAUGGCUGCCGCAGUGACGUCACCACCACUGCGGCCCUGCGCCCGUGCACUGCUCAAUGGGCCGCCAGCGGUAUCGCCGCGCGUUGACGAUGCACGGCGGCAGCUGCGCGCGCUGCAGGAGGAGAUGCGGCAAAUGCGGGCUAUGAUGGCAGCGCAGGUGGUUGUCGCCGCAGUGGCCACGGCGACGGCAUGCACUGGUGGCGGCAGCAGCGGGCAGGGACAGGGGCCGCGGCAGCGCGAGGGGACGCCUCCAUGGGUGACGGCCGCGAUGUUACACAGGGCUGCUGCUGCUGGCAGCUCAGCUGGGGACCCGUGUGCACGCAUCUUCGCGCACAUGCGUGCGCAGCAAGGUUGCGAAUUGCAGCAGCAACAGCAGGCGCAGCACCAAUUGCAAGGGGAGCUGCAGCUGCAGGUGCAGCAGCUGCAGAGGGAGGUUUCGGAGCUGCGCAAGGGCGAGGCCCUCACGGUGGAGGCCCAGGAAGCCCUGGUGGAUUUUGUCAAUGACAUGUGGCGACAUCUAGAUGAGCUGAGGACGAGCAUGGUGCCCGCUCCCUUUGUUCUAGCCGCAGCUGUGGCUGGAACAGCAGCAGGGACAGCAGCAGCAGGAGGAGGGGGAAGACCAGGAGUAUGUCUCAGGGCAGCCAACCAGCAGCCACCUCCGGACAAGGGCAUCCGGGAGCAAUAUCAGCCCCGUGAGCAGCAGCUUACUGACAUGGGGCUCGAGGAUCAACAACGGAACGAGCAACAUGAUCAGCAGCACCAGUUGCAGCAGCCGCAUCCAGACCAGCUGUCAGAGAUGGUUGCAAUUAUCCAGAGCGUCAAUUCCAUGUUAAGUGGCAGCCUUAUGCAGGCGGUUGAGAAGAUUCAGUCACAGGGCGAGGAAAUUGAGGAACUCAAAAGGUGCAUGGCGCAUGUCACUGGCCUGCGAAACGGUCUGCAGCUGUGA